This is a messenger RNA of Pangasianodon hypophthalmus (striped catfish), 1674 nucleotides long. RefSeq names its product cytidylate kinase (gene cmpk). Gene Ontology annotation, cellular component: nucleus; cytoplasm. The transcript has 6 exons. The record is from RefSeq and is a predicted model, not a curated record. NCBI's taxonomy places the organism in Eukaryota, Metazoa, Chordata, Actinopteri, Siluriformes, Pangasiidae. Gene Ontology annotation, biological process: 'de novo' pyrimidine nucleobase biosynthetic process; UDP biosynthetic process; CDP biosynthetic process. Gene Ontology annotation, molecular function: UMP kinase activity; ATP binding. The coding region runs from base 151 to 798 and encodes 215 amino acids.
GGCUUGUGUCAACACCAGGCCACGCCCUCCUGCUCGCUCAUUGGUCUUCACAGCGGAAGAGGAAUCAGCUCCAAGCGCCACUUCCUACUUACCGGCCAACUCAUUCCGCUCAUUACCGGCGACCUUUCGACGGUUUCUCCUGCGGGGUUUAUGAUCGUCGGACCGCUCCGCAGCCUGUGUAAGAAAGCUCCGAGGAUUUUUCUCGCCAUGAAUCCGCAGGUAGUGUUCGUCCUGGGCGGACCCGGAGCCGGAAAAGGAACCCAGUGCGCCAAAAUCGUCGAGAACUUCAGCUACACCCAUCUGUCUGCUGGAGACCUGCUGAGAGAGGAACGCAGCCGGACGGGCUCCGAGUUCGGACAGCUCAUCGACAGCUACAUCAAGGAAGGAAAGAUCGUCCCCGUGGAGAUCACCAUCAGCUUACUAAAGAAGGCGAUGGAGGAGACAAUGAAGAAAGAUGAAAACAAAUUCCGCUUCCUUAUCGACGGCUUCCCUCGGAACGAGGAUAACCUGCAAGGCUGGACAAAGGUUAUGGAUGGGAAAGCAGACGUCAAAUUUGUCCUGUUUUUUGACUGUAGUAAUGAAGUUUGUAUCGAAAGGUGUCUAGAAAGAGGGAAGAGCAGUGGCAGGACAGAUGACAACAAAGAGAGCUUGGAGAAAAGGAUCAAGACAUACCUGCAGUCCACACGGCCAAUCAUAGUGCAGUACGAGAAGCAGGGAAAAGUGCGCACUAUAGACGCCUCACGCUCCGUUAGUGAGGUCUUCGCCGACGUGAAAUCAAUCUUCGACAGAGAGGGUUGACCCUGUUGACUCUGCCCUGAAUGAAGUUCACUGACAUCAACGAUGCUACACUUCAUUUAUUCACACAUUUAUCUUUUUAUUCAUUUAAGUGUAUUUUUGUUUAAGAGCGAAUGUAUGUGUGUGAAAGGGGGACAUUCUGUGACUUUGUGUCCAUUUAUACUUAACAAUGCCCAAGAGGAACAAUAUUCCUGUAGAACAAUGAUAAAAGUAGAGCAAUAGAGUCCAGUUAAAGGACAUUUUCCAUAGGAAUCAUAUUUAGUACUUAUAGUACUCUUAGUAGUAUAGUACUCUUAGUUAAAUGGGAUUUGGUGUUUUAUCUGUGGCCAUAUGGAUAUGAAAGUGUCAUAUCAUUAUUAUGUUGUUAUUAUUAUUGUUAUUAUUGACCAUGGCAAAUGGCCUUAACAGUGAUCACAGGGGGCCAAGAACUGAUAGUGCCAUGGUGGCUAAAUUAUAUCAUCUAUGAAAAGUACAUUUAAAAUUGUUCUUAAUUUAAUUUUAAGUAAGGCUGCAUUAUAUGGACCGAAUAUUGUAUUGUGAUACCGUCGCCACAAUAUAUUAAACAAAAUAUGUUGAAAAUCUGUCAUGGUUAAAAAUCAUCCUGCAUUAUUUGGACCAAAAUUAUUCAUUUAAAUACAGAAUCUGGAGUAUCUGAUUGGUCAGAAGGAUCACACUACACAAUUACACUUUAGAGCUCAUUUACAAAUGCAGCUUUCUGUCAUAUUACUAUUAAGAAUUGCAAUAAAGAUUAACAAAUAAUGUAUUGUGCAACCCUGCCAGCCUGGUGUUAGCUCUAAUGUUUUAUCUAAACAUGCCUUUGAACCAUGCAAAGUCACAAGAUCAUCCAGUGUAUAAAUUAAAUUAAAAGAUGUCUCCUAA